AUGCAGAAAAGAAGCGAUUUUCCACAUAAAUCAACUACAAAGAGGGUGGAAAACAGAAGACAAUACGAUGAAACAAUAUCCAUAGGAAUAUUUUUAGCACAGAAACAGCUUAAUUUUUUAAAGAAUAAAAAAAACACAACACAAAAUCCCGAGUCGCUUCUCACAUUGAGCACAAAUUUCCGAAUAAUGAUCUCUACACCGACAGCGAUAAACACAGUUGAAAAAAAGUGA
This is a messenger RNA of Clunio marinus, 231 nucleotides long. The record is from the annotation of a GenBank genome assembly. NCBI's taxonomy places the organism in Eukaryota, Metazoa, Arthropoda, Insecta, Diptera, Chironomidae.